Folsomia candida is the source of this 827-nucleotide messenger RNA. RefSeq lists its product as uncharacterized. Bases 209 to 589 code for a protein of 126 amino acids. The transcript has 3 exons. The record is from RefSeq and is a predicted model, not a curated record. Lineage: Eukaryota; Metazoa; Arthropoda; Collembola; Entomobryomorpha; Isotomidae.
UAAUUGUAACAGAAUAUUUCCCGUGUACAUUAUUCUUGGUGACUGAGUCCAGCAAUUUGUUUCCGGUUGGUUAUAAUUAUUGGCGAUAAUACUCGAUUGUUUACCACGAGGGAUCACGGUGGUAAUAAAUAUUUCGUGGGAUGUUAGUUUUAAUUUAAAAUUUCCAUAAUGCAGUAAAACUUUCCUAGGAUGUUUAUUGAACAGGAUUAUGAAUCAAUUCGCACAUCUAUCAGAAUGUACAUAUCUAACUUCCGGAACCCAUAGGGAAACCAGGGUAUCCGACUGCGAAGGAUACUGCCAAGUACAACCUGGCCAAGUUUACCGAGUCGAACAAGAUUUUAUCCCAUACGGCUCGGGGAGUGGAUCUCUCAGAUUAAAGGUUAAUAUUUGCCUGCAUGACGGCACCUGCGUCGAGAUUAUCAACGCGGACUUGAUCACCGUCGCACCAGGACCCCACUACACGGUGAGGUAUUCUCUCAUCCCGAAUGACGUCGUGUCCGGACAGACAGUGCAAUUAAGAGCAGAAAUCGCUAACCCGAACAAUGGUGUGGUAGAGAUUUGCGUUUCUUGUGAUAUUGAUGUCCUAUAAAACAAUACAUAAUUUUACCAGUUUGGAAAACCUUUAAAUAUUAAAUGAAAUACUUGGGACACAAUUUUUCGCUCAUAUGUGUGUGAAUAAAUAAGACCUUUAGUACAUUUGCAUAUACUUAAGUUUGUAUUGCAUGUAUCAAUUAACUCGUAAAUAUGUACAUGUGCGUAAAUAUGUAAAUGUAAAUGAGUGUGCAGCACAACUUAUCGGUAAAAAAAUAAAGAUUUAAUUUAUAAAA